Molecule: messenger RNA, 627 nt
Organism: Ilex paraguariensis (yerba mate)
Lineage: Eukaryota; Viridiplantae; Streptophyta; Magnoliopsida; Aquifoliales; Aquifoliaceae
Source: the annotation of a GenBank genome assembly
AUGUUUGAUAUGAUGGUUUGGAAAGAGGUGAAGGCUUUGUCAGAAAAGUCAGGUGCUCCUCUUUUUGCAGAUGAUAUUCUAUAUCGUUUCCCUGGACUGAAAGGCGGAAGAUUCUGGAAGGAGGAGCAUGAUUUGUCACUAUUGCGUGCAGUAUUGAAGCAUGGAUAUGGAAGAUGGCAAGCAAUUGUUGAUGACAAGGACUUGAGGGUCUUGGAGAUCAUUUGUCAAGAGCUGAAUCUGCCUUUUGUCAAUCUUCCUGUCCCAGGAGCUUCUCAAGCACAAGUUCCAGCUCCUGGAGGUCCUCAAGCACAAGUUACUGCUUCAGGUAGUUCUCAAGCACAAGAGAGUGAAAAUGUAGUUAGUGCGGAAGUACCUGGAAAUCAGUCCAAAGUGACAGGUGAAGGGAAUGAUUUAGGAGCAGAUGUUGCACAGGGAACUACUGAUUCUGCAAACCGAGCACAGUUAUACCAAGAUCCUUCUACAUUGUACCAUUUUAGGGAGAUGCAGAGAAGACAGGUUGAGUUUAUCAAGAAAAGGGUGCUUCUUUUGGAGAAAGCACUCAAUGCAGAAUACCAGAAAGAAUUCUUUGUGAGUUCUUUACUUUGGAUUUGUUACGUCACAUGUUGA